This is a messenger RNA of Nomascus leucogenys (northern white-cheeked gibbon), 2985 nucleotides long. RefSeq names its product transporter 1, ATP binding cassette subfamily B member (gene TAP1). NCBI's taxonomy places the organism in Eukaryota, Metazoa, Chordata, Mammalia, Primates, Hylobatidae. Gene Ontology annotation, cellular component: membrane. The record is from RefSeq and is a predicted model, not a curated record. Gene Ontology annotation, molecular function: ATP binding; ABC-type oligopeptide transporter activity; ATP hydrolysis activity. Gene Ontology annotation, biological process: transmembrane transport; peptide transport.
CAGGAGGCAGGGAGAGGCGGGAAGGGUGUGCGUGAUGGAGAAAAUUGGGCACCAGGGCUGCUCCCGAGAUUCUCAGAUCUGAUUUCUACGCUUGCUCCCAAAAUAGUCUGGGCAGGCCACUUUUGGAAGUAGGCGUAUCUAGUGAGCAGGCGGCCGCUUUCGAUUUCGCUUUCGCCUAAAUGGCUGAGCUUCUCGCCAGCGCAGGAUCAGCCUGUUCCUGGGACUUUCCGAGAGCCCCACCCUCGCUCCCUCCCCCAGCCGCUAGUAGGGGCGGACCCCGCGGCACCUAGAGCCUCAGGCCCCACCGGGGCGCGGAGAGUCCCAGGCCCCGCCGGGACCGGGACUGGGACGGCGUCCGGGUGCCAAUGGCUAGCUCUAGGUUCCCCGCUCCCCAUGGGUGCCGCUGCCUCCCCGGAGCUUCUCUCGCAUGGCUGGGGACCGUACUGCUACUUCUCGCCGACUGGGUGCUGCUCCGGACCGCGCUGCCCCGCAUAUUCUCCCUGCUGGUGCCCACCGCGCUGCCGCUGCUCCGGGUCUGGGGGGUGGGCCUGAGCCGCUGGGCCCUGCUCUGGCUGGGGGCCCGCGGGGUCCUCAGGGCAACGGUUGGCUCCAAGAGCGAAAACGCAGGUGCCCAGGGCUGGCUGGCUGCUUUGGAGCCAUUAGCUGCGGCACUGGGCUUGGCCCUGCCAGGACUUGCCUUGUUCCGAGAGCUGAUCUCAUGGGGAGCCCCCGGGGCCGCGGAUAGCACCAGGCUACUGUACUGGGGAAGUCACGCUAGCGCCUUCGUCAUCAGUUAUGCAGCGGCACUGCCCGCAGCAGCCCUGUGGCACAAACUCGGGAGCCUCUGGGUGCCCGGCGGUCAGGGCGGCUCUGGAGACCCUGUGCGUCGGCUUCUAGGCUGCCUGGGCUCGGAGACGCGCCGCCUCUCGCUGUUCCUGGUCCUGGUGGUCCUCUCCUCUCUUGGGGAGAUGGCCAUUCCAUUCUUUACGGGCCGCCUCACUGACUGGAUUCUACAAGAUGGCUCAGCUGAUACCCUCACUCGGAACUUAACUCUCAUGUCUAUUCUCACCAUAGCCAGUGCAGUGCUGGAGUUCAUGGGUGAUGGGAUCUAUAACAACACCAUGGGCCGUGUGCACAGCCACUUGCAGGGAGAGGUGUUUGGGGCUGUCCUGCGCCAGGAGACAGAGUUUUUCCAACAGAACCAAACAGGUAACAUCACGUCUCGGGUAACAGAGGACACGUCCGCCCUGAGUGAUUCUCUGAGUGAGAAUCUGAGCUUAUUUCUGUGGUACCUGGUGCGAGGCCUAUGUCUCUUGGGGAUCAUGCUCUGGGGAUCAGUGUCCCUCACCAUGGUCACCCUGGUCACCCUGCCUCUGCUUUUCCUUCUGCCCAAGAAGGUGGGAAAGUGGUACCAGUUGCUGGAAGUGCAGGUGCGGGACUCUCUGGCAAAGUCCAGCCAGGUGGCCAUUGAGGCUCUGUCGGCCAUGCCUACGGUUCGAAGCUUUGCCAACGAGGAGGGCGAAGCCCAGAAAUUUAGGGAAAAGCUGCAAGAAAUGAAGACACUCAACCAGAAGGAGGCUCUGGCCUAUGCAGUCAACUCCUGGACCACUAGUAUUUCAGGUAUGCUGCUGAAGGUGGGAAUCCUCUACAUCGGUGGGCAGCUGGUGACCAGUGGGGCUGUAAGCAGUGGGAACCUUGUCACAUUUGUUCUCUACCAGAUGCAGUUCACCGAGGCUGUGCAGGUACUGCUGUCUGUCUACCCCAGAGUACAGAAGGCUGUGGGCUCCUCAGAGAAAAUCUUUGAGUACCUGGACCGCACCCCUCGCUGCCCACCCAGUGGUCUGUUGACUCCCUUACACUUGGAGGGCCUUGUCCAGUUCCAAGAUGUCUCCUUUGCCUACCCAAACCGUCCAGAUGUCUUAGUGCUACAGGGGCUGACAUUCACCCUACGCCCUGGCGAGGUGACGGCGCUGGUGGGACCCAAUGGGUCUGGGAAGAGCACAGUGGCUGCCCUGCUGCAGAAUCUGUACCAGCCCACCGGGGGACAGCUGCUGUUGGAUGGGAAGCCUCUUCCCCAAUAUGAGCACCGCUACCUGCACAGGCAGGUGGCUGCAGUGGGACAAGAGCCACAGGUAUUUGGAAGAAGUCUUCAAGAAAAUAUUGCCUAUGGCCUGACCCAGAAGCCAACUAUGGAGGAAAUCACAGCUGCUGCAGUAAAGUCUGGGGCCCAUAGUUUCAUCUCUGGACUCCCUCGGGGCUAUGACACAGAGGUAGGCGAGGCUGGGAGCCAGCUGUCAGGGGGUCAGCGACAGGCAGUGGCGUUGGCCCGAGCAUUGAUCCGGAAACCAUGUGUACUUAUCCUGGAUGAUGCCACCAGUGCCCUGGAUGCAAACAGCCAGUUACGGGUGGAGCAGCUCCUGUAUGAAAGCCCUGAGCGGUACUCCCGCUCAGUGCUUUUCAUCACUCAGCACCUCAGCCUGGUGGAGCAGGCUGACCACAUCCUCUUUCUGGAAGGAGGCGCUAUCCGGGAGAGGGGAACCCACCAGCAGCUCAUGGAGAAAAAGGGGUGCUACUGGGCCAUGGUGCAGGCUCCUGCAGAUGCUCCAGAAUGAAAGCCUUCUCAGACCUGCGCACUCCAUCUCCCUCCCUUUUCUUCUCUCUGUGGUGGAGAACUACAGCUGCAGAAUAGGCAGCUGCCUCUAGGAUGAGUUAUUUGAAAUUUGCCUUGAGUGUGUUACCUCCUUUGCAAGCUCCUCGUGAUAAUGCAGACUUCCUGGAGGACAAACACAGGAUUUGUGAUUGCUUAGUGUAACGGGGUUUAGAGCCAGGGUUGAUGCUUUGAUGUGGCCAGCACUCUGAAAACUGAGAAAUGUUCAGAAUGUACAGAAAGAUGAUCAGCUAUUUUCAAUAUGACUGAAGGCAUAUGCUGGCCCAUAAACACCCUGUAGGUUCUUGAUUAUUUAUAAUAAAAUUGGUGUUUUGUAC